UGUCCUCUACUUCGAGCGUCUUAUCCAAUCUCCUCAACACCCUUCAAUCUAACUUUGUUCGAGGCGCACUCAGCGACAAAGAACGUCUAGAGUUUUUGCGUCAUGUCAUCGCAAACAGUCGAGGUUGGGAACUCGAGCAAAUCGAGUCGUGGCUGCCAGUGUACCUGCAGCGCGAUUUUAUCGGAUCCUUGCCGUGUGAGAUUGCAUGGAAAAUUAUCAAAUAUCUCAAUGGCUCAGAGGCCGUCACAUGCCUUCAAGUCAAUCAUCAGUGGCAUGAAGUUGUCUCCAGUUGUCAGUCAAUAUGGUUGUGGCAGUCGUCACGAAUUGGCAUCAACGUAGAACGAGUCAUCAGCUGCCAGAGGAUGACGUCUGGUUUUGUCGAUUGGAGACGAAUGCUUACUGAACAUCAGAAGAGAAUUCAUUCGUUAAGUGACUGUGGGUUGCAUCUUGUGUGGUGUCUACGUGGACACAGAUCUCCUAUCACGGUGCUUCGUUGUCGAGGCAGCACGUUAGUGAGUGCAUCUGACGAUAGGACGUUGAGAGUAUGGGAUUUGUUAUCUGGGCAAUGUACGAAAGUGAUCCAAGCUGCUUGCUGUAGCGAUCUACAAUAUGACGAUAACGUCAUUGUGGCUAGUUUUUACAGCUCAGAGGCUGCAUCUUGGAGCAUGGAAUCUGGAGAUCGGAUACAAAUGUACAAAGGACACACAAGCGCAGUGCUAAGCAUUGACUUCAACUAUGCAGCUGACUUGGUGGUGACUGGAUCUGCUGACGUGACAGUCAUGCUAUGGAAGUUGCACGAAGGAGUGUGCUUGAGAGUGCUUGAGGGCCACCUGCAUUGGGUUCAUCAGGUUGUGUUGAAACAUACAUCUGUGAACUCCGAUGUUCACAAGACUGGAGAUCUGGUGCUACUAACAAGCGACCAGAUUUCACUAAAGGUGUGGAGCUCACAUGUUGUUGAAGAUGGGAGGUGCACUAAAACUAUGACGUUGAACGGAGGCAAUCGGUUUAGUUCAAAGGGUCCUCUGAUGUUUGAUGGUUGGACAGUGACGUGUCCAUUACAAGACAAAAUGUCUUUGGUGCAAAUACCCUUUUCGUCUUUGCAAAUCAACAGGCCCGUACAACUUCCUAGUCAUCUUGCAGGCACAUGCAUCGUUAUGGCUGCUGGUACAUCACUGGCAUUGGUGUGUAGCGGUGGCUACAGCAAGCAUUUGAACAUUGUGAACAUUCCCCUGAUGAAGCAAGUGGGUAGUGUCUCUUGGGAUUCGGAGUAUUUUUUGGCCGAGUAUAGCUGGUGUCUCACUUCAUUGAGUGGGAGAGAUCCGGUGUGGUUAGAUGGCGCAAGUGGGAAUGUAUUGGGCCAACAAGAUAAGGACACGUGUUGUGGCGUUCAACUCAUAUUUGCAGACCACAUGCAGCAAAUUCACGUCUUAAGGACAUCGAGGAUGGUGGAUGGUCAAUGACAAUGUGACCUAACGGUAAACACUAAUUUCUAAUUUCUAUUGAUAUUAAUUGAUUUUGUAUUGUAUGUGUAUAUACUUAUGGUUGUCUUGUAUAUACAAGUGAGUACUUGUGUUUGUAUUUAUCAACUUGUUGGCAACUCUUGGUGUUAAUUGGUAAUGUCAUUAUCUAUAAAUGCCACAGACUAUGAUCUCAUGUGAUUUUGAUCAGAAACCGAAACACUUAUUGUCUGGUUAGCUACACUAUAAUCCGGCAUCUAUUUAAACAUUUUUACAUAAGGUUUAUUUCUUGUAUGGUUUUUGUAUAGAUUAUUGUCUGAGUAUUGGAAGCCAUAUAGCACACUAAUCAUACGAUAAACUAUUUGUACCUUUGUCACGUGACGUGUAUAAGUACCAGUAAAUGAAGUUGUGUUCUACUUGCUUUAGGGCUACGAGCGUA
Corticium candelabrum is the source of this 1896-nucleotide messenger RNA. Its product is annotated as F-box/WD repeat-containing protein 2-like. The transcript has 7 exons. The record is from RefSeq and is a predicted model, not a curated record. The coding region runs from base 363 to 1460 and encodes 365 amino acids. Lineage: Eukaryota; Metazoa; Porifera; Homoscleromorpha; Homosclerophorida; Plakinidae. Gene Ontology annotation, molecular function: protein binding.